Prosopis cineraria is the source of this 665-nucleotide messenger RNA. RefSeq names its product CRIB domain-containing protein RIC4. The transcript is spliced from 3 exons. The record is from RefSeq and is a predicted model, not a curated record. Bases 154 to 585 code for a protein of 143 amino acids. NCBI's taxonomy places the organism in Eukaryota, Viridiplantae, Streptophyta, Magnoliopsida, Fabales, Fabaceae.
GGUAGCGAUUGCCUAGGCAGCUUGUAGUUAGCGUCACGGAUCAUACGCUGCCUAUAUAUACACACACCCGCAAGAACGAGUAAAGUGUUCCAGAAUUGAGGGAAUUGAAUUGAAGGCUUGAUCAGGGUGCAGGGGAUUCAUAUCGGGUAUAUAAUGAGAGACAGAAUGGAGAGACUAGUGAUUCUUCCUUUCUCUGCGGGGUGCAUGUCGGAGGCCAGCGUCGCGGUAGGUGUUCCACAGCCAAGAAAAUGGAGGUCCUUCACCAACUUAUCCCCGGCUGAAAUGAGAUGUAAAGGGGAGGAGUGCGAGAGCGAGGAAGGCAGCAAGAACUCCAAGGCCAACACGUCCACGGGACUAAAUAAGCUGGUGAAGGGUUUCAAGAACUUGUCUCAAAUUUUUGGAGAGAAAGAGGAUGAGCUGGAGGAGGAGGAUGAAAGGGAGAUGCAAAUCGGGGGUCCAACAGAUGUACAGCACGUGACCCACAUCGGUUGGGAUGGCCAUGCUGUGACUACAAAUCCCGUGAGCGGAUGGGACCUGCUCGCUCUCUCCCUCCACCGCUACCACCCCCGUUCCCUUCCUCAAUGAUUCCAUUCCCUCUAUUUUUUCAUGCAUGUUCCCCUGCUUAUUUGCUUUCUUCUUCUAUUUCAACAUUAAUUUUAUUCCCA